AUGCUUUCUUUCUUUCAGAUCUACUGCUAUGCUGUCAAUGGCUUCUCUAUCUUUUGUAAUGGAAUUCUGCUCAUUCUGUCAUCGCACAAAAGUGUCGAGGCAAUUCAGGAGCUUCGCUACUUUCUCUCGAACAUUUCUGUUGCUGGUGUAGUGCUCUCGUUAUGUCUGCUUCUCAUUCAGCCGCAAAUGGUUACUCGAGGACCAAUGUGUAUCCGCGUACCUCAUGGACCGCUUAGUAUCCUAAACGCAGACAUUGUGAAGCUUACGUCUUCUGUUGCCAUUGUGUUCUACAUGUACGGCAUGCUCUCGUUCCCGCUCUUCUUCAUCUAUCGUACAAUGGUCCUUGUGAACAGCGCAGCACUUGGUCAAUAUUUCAACAAACGCAAUCUUCUAAUUACUUUUGCGGUAAUUUUCAUCUUCUGCUGCCUGGAAGGUGCAUGCCUAUACUAUUCUAACAUUCCUUACGAGGAUCUUUCCGAGAGAUUGAACAAAACUUCAAAAAUCAUGCAACACUUUGACCAGCAGUACAAGGUUCCGGAACAGGCUAUACCACAUCUCACAGACGGGGCUCAGACUACUCCAGCUACCCUCCACAACAUAUCUGGAGUGAUCCCGGUUGCUGAAGACUUUAAGCGAUAUCUGGCCUUGACUGGAGAUGACUACACAAGAAAUCCUCUUAUUCUGUACUUUUAUGGUAUAGCGGUUGUGUCGCACGCCUUAUCUUACCUUAUCAUUCUGAUAUCUGCGCACUUCAUGAUGAAUACACUCAGAGAAAAGCAGGGAACAAUGUCACUCGACACAGUUGUUGCGAACGAAGUGCUCGUUCACGCUGUGUUUGCUGAAGCUUUUCUACCGUUGAUGUUUGCGUUGCCGGUUGCUGCUAACGCGAUGCUCUCGACCUUUUAUGAAAGAAGCCUGUAA
Strongylus vulgaris is the source of this 921-nucleotide messenger RNA. Lineage: Eukaryota; Metazoa; Nematoda; Chromadorea; Rhabditida; Strongylidae. The record is from the annotation of a GenBank genome assembly.